UCGAGGGAUGACUGAACUGCAUUUUAGUUUGAAAAUGUGACUCACGAGGAGGAGGAGGAGCAAGAAGAAGAGGACUAAAAACAUGGAGGAAGAGGAGGAGGAGGAGACGGAGAAGGAGGACGAAGAGGCGAUGGAGGAUGACAAAGAGGAAGAGGAGGAAGAGGAGGAAGAGGAGGACGAGGAGGACAAGGAAGACGAGGAAGAGGAGGAAGAGGAGGAAGAAGAGGAGGAAGACGAGGAGGAAGAAGAGCUGGAGGACGGAGAGGAGGAGGAGAAAGAGGAGAAUGAGAGGGAGGAGGACGAAGAAGAGGCGAAGGAGGCCUCGAGUAGGAGGGAGGAGGACAAAGGGGGCUUGGGGGGAGGCGGCGUCGAGUCAGGGGAGUGAGAGGCAGACUGCCUCGCCUCAACCCCCCCUCACCCGCCGCCCAGCCCCCUAACCCGCUUUUUCUUUUAUUUUCCUAAAUCAAUCAAUCAAUCAAUCAAACAAACAAACAAAAAAACAAACAAACAAAAAAACAAAAUCGUUAUCCAAUCAAAGCAAUCGAUUCGA
Chara braunii is the source of this 550-nucleotide messenger RNA. Lineage: Eukaryota; Viridiplantae; Streptophyta; Charophyceae; Charales; Characeae. The record is from the annotation of a GenBank genome assembly.